Trichoderma citrinoviride is the source of this 852-nucleotide messenger RNA. RefSeq lists its product as hypothetical. The record is from RefSeq and is a predicted model, not a curated record. NCBI's taxonomy places the organism in Eukaryota, Fungi, Ascomycota, Sordariomycetes, Hypocreales, Hypocreaceae. The transcript has 3 exons. The coding region runs from base 1 to 852 and encodes 283 amino acids.
AUGCCGCGCCAUCAUUCCUGGAACUUCAACAUUGACCGGUUCCUCAACCCCUUCAUUCCUCCUCCGCCAUGGAAUCACAUCCCGUAUCCCGUCGCCUACUGGUUCGGGUACCGCAAGACCAAGCCUCAGGGCACGGGCAACCUGAUGCAGAUCUUUUGGGCCUUUAUCGGCGUCUUUGCUGCUAUUCUCAUGAUUGAAGCCGUUGGGAAACAUGUUGCCUCCUUUCCCCCUCACCACGUGCCUCUGAUUGUGGGCAGUUUUGGCGCUGCUGCUGUCCUCGAAUUCUACGCCAUUGAAUCUCCCCUUGCCCAGCCGCGAAACGCCAUUGGUGGACAACUCAUGUCCUCCAUCGUCGGCUGCGCCGUGGGCAAGCUCUUUCUUCUCAGCGACAACUUCGAAGACAUCAAGUGGCUGGGCGGUGCCCUGGCCUGCGCUUCUGCCACCGCGGUCAUGGCACUGACCAAGACGGUUCACCCGCCUGCCGGUGCGACGGCUUUGUUGGCCGUGGUCGAUCCCACUCUCAUCCAAGUCGGCUGGUUCCUGAUUCCCGUCAUGCUGCUGGGAUGCUCCCUGAUGCUCGGCGCGGCGCUUGUCAUUAACAACAUCGAGCGCCAGUUCCCCGUCUACUGGUGGGCUGCGGAAGACUUGAGACAGCCCAAUUCCAUGUUCCGCCGCCGAAAAUACGUGUCGGACGUGGAAGCCAACGCCGCCGUCGAGAAUGAGGAGGAGAAGGAAGACCGGGUCUAUGCUGCCGACAUCAUCAUCAAGCCGGGACACGUCAUUGUGCCCGAGCACGUCUAUCUGACCCAGGAAGAGCAGCAGUAUCUGGAGAUGAUAUCCAUGCGUCUCUGA